AUGGGAUUACUACUGAAACGAAAAAAGCAUCUAGAUUCAAACAAUCCUGAAUCACCCAAUUCACCCAAAUCCAACAAGAGCAACAACCUUAAUAGAACUGGGAGUAGAAAGAGGCAUCGAUUAAGUGAUUUGCUUUCCCAUCGUUCACCCCGUAGCUCAAUAGAUAGUGCUUCAAUUGAUUCAGGCCCAUCUAUAUUGCGAAUGUCACUGAAAACUAGAACCGCACAUAGGCUUUCGUCGCCAACCAGACCGUAUAACGACGUCUUCGCGCAGCCGCCACAGCAACCACAGCAACCACAGCAACCACAGCCGCCCCAGCAACCACAGCAACCAAGAACUCAAGUCCCACCACAAAUUAUUGCCCCAGUAGACGAGGACGACCUCUCGUUAAGAGAGUUCGGAGGAGAAGGCUCUGAUGCAGCACAGGACCCAUCAAUUGCAGUAAAUGUCGUUCGACAGGAGUCGCGAACAGGGACUAUGGCGUCAUCAAAGGGUUCACGUUUUCACGCCCCACCACAUACUGAUACUCAAAACUCAGCUCAGUCGUCAUUGAAUAAUAUCAGUCCUGCGAAAUCAACUACUAGUGAAUCACAUACAAAGGGUGAAUCGGGAGGGUUUCUAUCAUCUUUACUCGCAGCUGCUAGCAACAAGAUGUCAAAUUUACAAGAACCAGAGGAAAAAGAGAAAAAGAAGGAACAUCUGUUUGCUACGAGAUUGGACAAUUUCAUCAAGUCAGUGAAACAUGACGAGGACAACCUUCUUUCGCCGAAUCACCAUCUGGACAGUACUUCUAUGGUUGCCAGCAACAGUGGUACACAACGUGUUUCGACAGAUGGUGAGCAUGAUGCAGCCCAAUCAGUCCAGUUUGAACCGGUCAGAGAGUCUCCUUUAAACACCUUGGGAAAUGGUGAUCUAUCACUUGCUGAUUUUGAGAAUAGUCAAUUACAAGCUGUCAAAUCCGUACCUUCUCAGCAAUCGAAUGAAGGUCCAGCUGGUAUUAAGCGUAGCAUGAGUCCUAGUCAACUUAAUCGAAAUUUACCUCCAGGCAACCAAUUGCAAGCAACUUCAAACGGAAUUGAUGUCAAACGUGUGCAUAGGAUGUCCACCACUGGUGGACUGGUGCCGGCAACAGAAAGACUGAUGUCGAACGGAAGAGCGUCUGUUGCUCAAUCCACUGUAGCUAGUCCAAAUGGAACCGUUAAUGAAUCACAAGCACCCGCUAAAACGCUAGAUCAAGACCGAUUUGUUUAUGAAUCAGGGUCAGAGAAUGAAGAGCUUGACAAUGUUAUCGACUACAAUACAAAGAUUAAACAUGCGCCAAAGAAACGUAAUAAAGAAUUUCAUCAUGCAUUCAAAAAAUUACCAAAUAGUGAAAGAUUGAUUGACGACUUUAGUUGUGCGUUAUCCAAGGAUAUUCUUGUACAAGGGAAGAUGUAUCUUAGCGACCACUACGUUUGUUUCAACUCAAACAUUCUCGGGUGGAUUAAACACAUCAUUAUACCAUUGCAGGAGGUUAUUCAAAUUGAAAAAAAGUCAACUGCAGGGUUAUUUCCCAAUGGUAUGGUUAUCAAAACUUUACACCAAAAAUACACUUUUGCUAGUAUAAUAGGGCGUGAUUCUGCUUUCAAGUUGAUAACCAAUGUUUGGCAUCGUUUGUUGUUGGAAAAAUCAAACAUUGAUCCAAAACAAUUGGGCAAAAGAGCGCAAAAUGGCUCCAAAAAUGGUACUUCUGAAAAUCAAUCUGACUCUGAUGGCGGUAAUACAUCCGAUGAUGAAAAUCUGGAUGCAACCGAUGACGAAGAUGAUACAUCAAUGGAUGAAGAGGAUGAUGAAGGUUUGACCGAGGGCAAUGGCGAUACAACAAAAUCAGAGGAUGCCAAUGGUGGUGCAAGUACCGGUGAUGGCAACAAUGCAGCAGCUGCUGGUGCCGCUGGUGGAGAGGGUUCCGGGGACUCCAGUGGGGGCUUCAAUGGAUUUCCAAUUGUUGGACCAGCAACACAUGCACCAACAGAAACUGGCUAUUCAAAAUCCUCAGAUGAGACUUUCAUUGCUGAAGAAAUUAUUAAAGCACCACCUGGAGUGGUUUAUUUACUUUUGUUUGGAUCAGACACUUCAAAAUUUGUGCGUAUACUCAAGGAUCAAAAAAAUUUCGAUAUCGAUGAAUCAGGUCUUCAUGGAUUGACCAAGGAAAAUAAGAAUCGUCAUUACACGUAUAUAAAACCAUUGGGUGGACCAAUUGGACCCAAGCAAACCAAAUGUUUACUUGAUGAUGAUUUGAUUGAAUACGACCCUGAGAAAUAUUAUGAAGUUGUGCAAACCACUCAAACUCCCGAUGUCCCUAGUGGUAAUGCUUUCAAAGUCAAGACCAAGAUUUUCCUUAGUUGGGCGCAGAACAAUCAAACAAAGAUUUGGGUUGCGUCAUCUAUUGAAUGGAGUGGUAAAUCAUGGAUCAAGGGGGCAAUUGAAAAGGGUACCAUUGAUGGUCAAAAGGAUAGUAUGAAGGAUAUGAUUGAGACUUUGAACACGAUGCUUGCUGAAGGUAAUGGUAAAAAGGACGGUGGUGGUGCCACCAAGAGGAAAUCUACCAGGAGUAGACGUAAUACAGAGAAGAAGGAAAAACCAGAGGAAAAACCAGUUGAACAACCAAAGAGUAUACCUGAGCAAAUUACAGCAUUGGCUAAAUCUAUUGGCGAACUGGUUCCUGUAUCAGUUUUGGAUAGUACCAUAAUGGGAUACAUUGUUAUGUUUUUCGCAUUUAUGGUGGCUUACAUCAUCACCAACAAGUUCUUGUCAUUGUUUUCACAUGGUGGAAGUGGGAAAGCUUCAAGGUCGAAAGUGUACUGUGAUGCAGAGAGGGAAGUUUGGCAAUGGAUAAUUUCCCGAAGUGAUAAUAAAUUGGAAGUAGCGGGAUCGAUGAAUUUUAGUGGUGGUUAA
Messenger RNA from Lodderomyces parapsilosis, 2934 nucleotides. RefSeq lists its product as uncharacterized. Gene Ontology annotation, molecular function: sterol binding; sterol transfer activity. NCBI's taxonomy places the organism in Eukaryota, Fungi, Ascomycota, Pichiomycetes, Serinales, Debaryomycetaceae. Gene Ontology annotation, cellular component: mitochondrion; cortical endoplasmic reticulum; plasma membrane. The transcript has a single exon. Gene Ontology annotation, biological process: intracellular sterol transport. The record is from RefSeq and is a predicted model, not a curated record. Bases 1 to 2934 code for a protein of 977 amino acids.